Cynara cardunculus var. scolymus (artichoke) is the source of this 2028-nucleotide messenger RNA. RefSeq lists its product as uncharacterized. The transcript has a single exon. The coding region runs from base 1 to 2028 and encodes 675 amino acids. NCBI's taxonomy places the organism in Eukaryota, Viridiplantae, Streptophyta, Magnoliopsida, Asterales, Asteraceae. The record is from RefSeq and is a predicted model, not a curated record.
AUGUCUUACAAUAAAGUAGAAGCUCUUCGAGAAAAAUCCGAUGCUGAAAAGUUGAUUCUUUCUAACGAUUACGCUGCUGCUAGAACGAAACUAAAGAAGGCCCAGCAGCUUUUUCCAGCACUUGAUCAUAUUGCUCCAAUGCUUACCGUUUGCGAGAUUUUGUCGGCCUCAACAAACAUAAUCCCGGGUUACGACACUGAUUACUACUGGGUUCUUCAGCUUAUGCCUUCUUCCACCAUCGCUGAUAUAAAUCGCCAGUAUCAAAAACUCGUCUCUUUGCUACAACCCAUCAAAUACAAGUUCCCGGCUACCGAAUUGGCUCUUAAGCUUUUACAGGAGGCGUUUUCCAUACUUUCUGACAAGAAAAAGCGUGUGACAUUUGAUAUAAAGCGUGGCACGAGUUGGGUGAAUUACGAAUCUUUUGAAACUAAUUCCGAGAGAAAUAGGGCCGAUAGCAAUUGUGAUAAAGUUCAGGUCAAUAACAUUAGCUUACAAGAAUCGGGUUCUUCCUCUUCUGAUGUAAUUUCCGAAGGGCUUAAAGGUCAAGAAACGGAUAUUAACUCGCCAUCGGGUGCACAAAAGGGUGUUCAUAAAAGGGUUCAGCAGGAUUUUUAUGGUUUCGAUAGUUGCAGGACAGAUGAGUGUUUUGAGUUACGGGAUAUCUGGGCGGUUCAUUGUCAUUUAACCGAGCCUUUUAUUGGGGGUAGAUACGCUCAGAUUUUUAAGAAAUCGGGAAGCGACGUUGAAGUUAUAUGGUUAAAACCCAUCCCUGUUACUGAAGGCGAACGGAGAUGGUUUGAUGCAGAUUUGCCCGUUGCUUGUGGAUCGUUUUGUUUAGAUACAGAAACAAGCGGAAUGAUCGGGUUGAAAGGGGUAUUUUCGUACAAAUGCUCGUGGGAUUCCGGAAUCACGGAGGAGUUAUUCGAGAUUUACCCAAAAAGAGGCGAAAUCUGGGCGAUCUAUCAAGAUUUUGACCUUGAAGAAUGGUCGUACAAUCCCGAUAUCGUCAAAGGGUGUUCUUUUAAGCUAGUUGAAAUCAUCUCCGAUUAUUCUAUAUAUACGGGUGUUGAGUGUGGUCCGUUGGUCAAAGUCCAUGGAUUUAAAAGCGUUUAUGAGAGACAAACCGAAGGUGAAACCAUCACGAUUCAUAUCGGUCCACGAGACCUGUAUAUGCUGGCACACAAUGUGCCAGCAUAUAGAUUCACUGGCGGAGAGAUCGAUGGGGUUCAUGAUCACAUGUUUGAGCUCGACCAGUUGGCUUUCAGAAACCCAGAUCAAGAAACCGACAAUCGAACCAUGGCUCAAGAGAAAGAUCCCGACCUUUUGGUUCCUACACCGAACCUGAACCCAAACCCAGAGACCACGGUUUUGGGAUCUAAUUGGUCUGCAAACGACUUUACAACCGGCCAGAUUUGGGCUGCAUACUCCGGGAAAGACUCGAUGCCUCGCCAAUACGUUCUCAUCAACAGUGUGAUCUCGAUCUCACCAACUCGACUAUCUGCAACUUUUUUAGAACCCGAACCCGUUUCCUACCAUGAAACCAUCUGGAAAAACCGAAACUUGCCAAUCGUAUGUGGGAAUUUCCGACCAAAAGAAUCUAUGGUCAAUCUUGACGUAAGUCAACUCUCUCAUCCCGUAACCUGCUUCAAAAGCACGACCACUUCCGUCUACAAGAUCUUUCCGACAAAAGGCGAGAUCUGGGCGGUGUACAAAAACUGGAAAUCGGGAUGGAGUCAUCUCAACUACGAUAACUACAAGUGUUGGGUGGUCGAGAUCUUGUCAGAUUUUUCCGACGGAGAGAAGAUGAUGGCGGUUCGGUUGGUGGAAGUGAAGGGUUGUCUGACGUUUUUCCAGCGGUUGCAAGGCGAAGAUGGGUUCGAAAUGGUUCGUGGGUUUUCGAGAAGGGAAAUGUCGUGUUUUUCGCACCAAAUUCCGGCAUUCCGAGUGCCCGGAAUCGGAGGGCACGGGAUUCCGGAAAGUUCUUGGCAUUUGGAACCAGUUGCUUUACCACCAAACAGUGGAAAGUGA